AUGCUGGGUCUAAUACCAGCAGCAUGCCUGGCUGCCCUAGCACUCUUCCCCCAAGCAGCGAACCCCCAGGGCCUCCCCCAACCACUGCCAUCUCAGGGCUUCGGCGCCCUCGAGUGCCUGCCGAUAACAGCGAGCAACGCAAGCGUGGAAAUCUCCCCGUCCGGCGAUCCCGUGAUGCUAGAAACCACAGGCGUCUACCUGCGCGCGACUGGCUCCGUCGAGGAAGGGCUGUACCUCGGAUACGCGGUCCGCGAGGGCUUCACCAAGAUCCUUCGGGCGUACGGGUCGACCGAUGGCGGCGGCUCGUGGCAGCAGCUCGGGGACGUGGAACGCGGCGACAACCGGACCCGCGAGCUGGACAACGCCUUCCCCCUUGUGCUCCCCGCCGGGUUCCCGGGGACCGGGGACGGCCCCGGAACGGGCGGGCGGAACGCGUCCAACAGCAGCAGCGCGAGCGGGGACGGGGGGAAGCAGCAGCACCCCCCGGGCAGGAUCCUCUACUCCUACAGGAACCACGACAGGUCCCCGAACAACACCCUCGGCGUGCCGGACAACUACACCUUCUACCGGCUGUCCGUCUCGGCGUCCGACGACGGCGGGCGCAGCUGGGCGCUCCUCAGCGACAUUGACACGCGCGCCGCCAACAACGGGUCCGCGGACCUCAACGGGCUGUGGGAGCCGUUCCUGCGCGUCGCGGCUGACGGGGCCACGCUACAGGCGUACUACUCGGCCGAGAACGACGCGGGGGACCAGGACAGCCUGGUGCGGGAGUCGAGCGACGGCGGGAGGACGUGGGGCAGUCGGCGGGUCGUCUCUGGCGCGGACAGGGUUCGUAGCCGGGACGGGAUGACGGGUGUCGCUCGUCUGGGGGGCGGAGACGAUGAUGACGGGAGCAGGCUAAUCUUGUUCUUCGAGACGACCGAGUCGGGCCGCUUCGACGUGCGGCGGGUGUUGUCGCCCGACGACGGGCAGACGUGGCCGUCAGAGACGCGGGCGAGGGUAUACGACCCGCUGGACGAGGAGAGGCAGGCGUCCGCGCCGGCGGGAGUCGUCAACGUCGGGGGCACGCUGGUGGCUGGGUUCAUGACGAACGAGGGGACGAACUCGAGCGGGACCGUGCCUGGGGACUUCAAGGUUGUCAGCAGCGUGGACGGCGGGGAGACGUGGAGCAAGAGCGUGCUGAUCGCGCGCGAGGCGGUCUGGCCUGGGCUGUAUUCGCUUGGGAGGGACCGGUUCCUGGCUAUGUACAGUUUCGAUACGCAUGAGGGCGAUUAUGUGGCUGCUACUAGAGUGUUUGAGUUGCAGAGAGGAUGA
Messenger RNA from Diaporthe citri, 1314 nucleotides. RefSeq lists its product as uncharacterized. Lineage: Eukaryota; Fungi; Ascomycota; Sordariomycetes; Diaporthales; Diaporthaceae. Bases 1 to 1314 code for a protein of 437 amino acids. The record is from RefSeq and is a predicted model, not a curated record. The transcript has a single exon.